This is a messenger RNA of Columba livia (rock pigeon), 2871 nucleotides long. It is a transcript of the gene DGKA, whose product is annotated as diacylglycerol kinase alpha. Lineage: Eukaryota; Metazoa; Chordata; Aves; Columbiformes; Columbidae. Gene Ontology annotation, molecular function: calcium ion binding; ATP-dependent diacylglycerol kinase activity. Gene Ontology annotation, cellular component: plasma membrane. Gene Ontology annotation, biological process: diacylglycerol metabolic process; intracellular signal transduction; lipid phosphorylation. The record is from RefSeq and is a predicted model, not a curated record.
CACGGGCGGGGGGCGGCUCCGUGGGCGCCGUUCGCUACCGGGGCGGCAGCCGCCACCGGGGUGUUUCCAACCGGGGGGGUCCCCGUACGCCCCCCCUCUGCCCGCCCCCCCCCCGGUGCGGUGGGGGGCUCCCCGGGGCGGUCCCCGCUCCGUGCCCCCCCGUCGCCCCCACCCCGGGCUGCGGAAGGGAACGGCGGCGGCUCCGGUACCGGGGUGGGGGGGGGUGUCCCCGGGGCGGGGCUGUGGCUCCCCUCAUCCCCAGCACGUGCGGCCGGUGCCGCCCCCGCCCCGCCGGCUCUGAUGUCACGGGGCCGGGCCGGGAACAGCCGCUGCCGGGACCCACCAGAACCGGGGGUGUCCCCGUGUCCCCACCAUGGAGGUCGCCCCCGACUGGGCCACCCUGAGCCCCCAGGAGUUUGCGCAGGUGCAGAAGUACCUGGACUACAGCAGCAGGAAGGUGCAGGAUGUGCUGCAGGAUUUCCGCGACGGGGGGACCUUCUCGCAGCACCGUCGGGGCGAGUGCCUGGAUUUCGAGGGGUUCAGGCUGUUCCUGCGCAGUUACCUGGACGCCGACGAUGUCCCCGAGCCGCUGUGCCGCCACCUCUUCGCCUCCUUCCAGAGCGGCCAAGGGGGCAACGACCUCGUCAGCAUUAAGGAUGUCUCCUGCUACUUCUCGCUGCUGGAGGGGGGGCGCCCCGAGGACAAGCUGGAGUUCACCUUCAAGCUGUAUGACAAGGAUGGAAACGGGCUCCUGGACAGUUCGGAGGUGGAUCGGAUCAUCACCCAGAUGAUGCGGGUGGCCCAGUACCUGGACUGGGACGUCACUGAGCUGAAGCCGAUCCUGCAGGAGAUGAUGCGGGAGAUCGACUACGACGGCAGCGGGACGGUGUCCCUGGCUGAGUGGCUGCGGGGGGGCGUCACCAACAUCCCGCUGCUGGUGCUGCUGGGCCUGGAGGGGCACAUGAAGGACGAGGGGCAGCACCGGUGGCGGCUGAAGCAUUUUAACCGGCCCGUGUAUUGCAACGUGUGCGCGGCGCUGCUGGUGGGGCUGCGCAAGCAGGGGCUGAGCUGCACCCUGUGCAGGUUUACGGUGCACGAGCGCUGCGCGCGCCGCGCGCCCCCCAGCUGCGUCAGCACGUACGCGAAGUCCCGCCGCGAGGCCGGGGUGCAGGCGCACGUCUGGGUCCAGGGCGGCUGCGACGCCGCCAAGUGCGGGCGCUGCCACAAGAAGAUCCGGAGCUUCCAGAGCCUGACGGGGCUGCACUGCGUGUGGUGCCACCUCAAGAUCCACGAGGAGUGCGUGUCCCUCGUCCCCCCCGCCUGUGACUGCGGGGCGCUGCGGGACCACGUCCUGCCCCCCGCCGCCAUCUACCCCGUCCUGCUGGAGCGGCAGGACAGCCAGCGGGAUGGCAGCGGGACAACGGGGGACGAGCCCCCCCAGGGUUUCAGCACCCCCGAGGGGCAGGUGCUGCGGAUCAGCCCCGUCCCAAACACCCACCCGCUCCUCGUCUUCGUCAACCCCAAGAGCGGAGGGAAGCAGGGGGAGAGGGUGCUGCGCAAGUUCCAGUAUCUGCUCAACCCCCGGCAGGUUUAUAACCUGCAGCAGGGAGGACCCACCCCCGGCCUCAAUUUCUUCCGGGACGUGCCGGAUUUUCGCAUCCUGGUGUGUGGCGGGGACGGCACUGUGGGCUGGAUCCUGGAUGCCAUCGACAAAGCCAACCUGCCCCGCCACCCCCCCGUCGCCAUCCUGCCCUUGGGCACCGGUAACGACCUGGCGCGCUGCCUGCGCUGGGGUGGAGGGUACGCGGGGGAGGACCUGGGGCGCCUCCUGCAGGAGCUGGAGGGCAGCAGCGCGGUGCCCUUGGACCGCUGGCGCAUCCACGUUGUCCCCGAGGACGCGGCGGUCGCGGGGGACCCGGUGCCCUACGACAUCAUCAACAACUAUUUCUCCAUCGGGGUGGACGCCUCCAUCGCCCACCGGUUCCACGUCAUGCGGGAGAAAUACCCCGAGAAGUUCAACAGCAGGAUGAAGAACAAGCUGUGGUACCUCGAAUUCGCCACCUCCGAGACCAUCUUUGCCACCUGCAAGAAGCUGAAGGAGGUUCUGAGUGUGGAGUGCUGUGGGACCCCCGUGGCGCUGAGCGCGGCGCUGGCGGGGCUGGCGGUGCUCAACAUCCCCAGCACCCACGGAGGCUCCAACCUUUGGGGGGACACCAAGCGAGUGCCGGGGGGGGCGCGGAGCCCCCCAGGCGCCAUCACUGAUGCCGAGACCCUCAAGACCUGCGUGCAGGAUGUGAGCGACGGGCGGCUGGAGGUGGUGGGGCUGGAGGGGGUGCUGGAGAUGGGGCAGAUCUACACGGGGCUGAAGAGCGCGGGGACGCGGUUGGCGACGUGCUCCGAGCUCACGCUGCGGACGCUGAAGCCCCUGCCCAUGCAGAUCGAUGGGGAGCCCUGGAUGCAGCCGCCCUGCACAAUCAAGAUCACCCAUAAGAACCAAGCGCUGAUGCUGAUGGGUCCCCCCCCGCGCUCCUCUGGAUUCUUUGGCCUCAAAAAGGGCCCCCCCGAGGUGUGAGGGGCCCGGGGGGAGGGUGAAGGGCCCCCCCGAGGUGUGAGGGGCCCGGGGGGGGGGACAGAGGCCCCCAGAGCUGCGCCCGGGCAGGGGACACAGAGCAAACCCCCCGCACUGUGUGUCCCCACAGGGGGGGGUGGCACCUGUGUCCCCCCCACCACGGGGUGCUCAGCCUGUGGGUGCUUGGGGGGGGGGGGGGGCUGAACACACCCCUCCCACCUCACGCCAGACCCCCCCACCCUAUUUAUUCCCCCCCUCCCCAAUUCCAAGUGCCUAUCACAGUAAUAAAGUGAUGAGACGUG